Messenger RNA from Annulohypoxylon maeteangense, 1482 nucleotides. RefSeq names its product NAD(P)-binding protein. The transcript has 2 exons. Bases 212 to 1255 code for a protein of 347 amino acids. The record is from RefSeq and is a predicted model, not a curated record. NCBI's taxonomy places the organism in Eukaryota, Fungi, Ascomycota, Sordariomycetes, Xylariales, Hypoxylaceae.
AUCGUAGAAUCGCUUCCGCGGAUAGAAUAAUCAAAGAGAUAUCAUCGCCGCAAUGAAUUUUCUUUAUAUAAUGGACCCAGUCUCACAUUUUUUCAUAUAUGAUACGAAUUUGAUACAAUACAAGGUCGCAUCAUCUCGGGUUUCUUACACAGCUGGCUAAAGUAAAAAACACCAUAGCGUUACACAACUCUUACCAAACCCCUCACUCGCGAUGGCUUCAUCUAAAGACUUACCACCAUGGGAUAUCCCUUUUUUUCCUAAUAUCUUCUUCAAGAACCAAUUCUGUACCAAACCUGAAAGGCCGGCGAAAACAACGGAUCUCACCGGGAAAGUAGCGAUCAUUACAGGGUCUAAUACCGGUCUGGGAUUUGAAGCCGCCAAACAGAUGCUAGAGCUCCGUUUAUCACACCUGAUUAUCGCGGUACGAAGCAGCGCUAAAGGAGAAGCAGCCGCCGCCAAGCUCCGAACUCAAUUCCCGAAAGCAACCAUCGAAGUCAUGUUAGUGGAUAUGGGCCGGUACGACUCCAUACAGGAUUUCGUCCGGCGCAUAGAAAGCCAAGUGCCCCGUCUCGACAUCGCGAUCCUCAACGCCGGUAUAAUGCACAUGACUUACAAUGUCGCACAAAGUACAGGCCACGAAGAGAUCGUCCAAAUCAACUACUUAUCGACAAUACUACUCGCCACCCUUCUGCUCCCCAUCCUCAAGAGCAGAUCCCCGGCCGGCACACCGGGUCGAUUGACAAUCACCAACGCGGCGCUAGGUCUAACCGCACCGCUGCCGACGACCAAAGGUCACAAAUCCCUCUUAGAUGCUCUCGACGACCCCAAGCUUUUCCCUAGCUACAGCGACAAGCAGUACAACGUCUCCAAGGUACUUGCCCAUAUGUGGGCUUACAAGAUGAUCGACUACGUCUCUGCAAACGACGUAAUCGUGAAUCUAGUCUGUCCGGGCUUCGUCAAGGGCACCCAGUUGGGCCGCGACGCGAGUUUCUGGAUCAAGCCCCUGGCGGCCUUGUUCGCUGCCUCUGCUGCUAGAAACAUAGGUGAUGGUGCUUCGACGUACUUGGACGCGGCUUUGGUUCAGGGGAAGGAGUCGCAUGGGUCGUUUAUCAUGAGUUGGAAGAUUUCGCCGUAUAAUACCUUCCUUUAUACCCCUGAAGGAAGGGAAGCUGCGGAUAAAUUGUGGCAGGAGACUAUGGAUGAGUUUGAGUUUGCUGGUGCUAGGGGGAUUAUGGAGUCGAUGAGGAAGCCGUGAGUCUAUGAAUCUGGACGUUAGCUUUUUAGGCCUAGGUAUAUAUAGAAUAGGGAGAACGGCAUUUUGGUACUUUUUGUUGGCGUAAAUGUUGGCUGUUGUUCACAUGAAGGUCUGGGUAGGUACCUUUUCACAUUUACACAUUAUCAAGGGUCAUUGCAGGUGUAAUAUGAAGUAUUUAUUUUUAAACAAAUUUAAACAAGCUAAAUAAAAUAUAUAAUUAAUUAAUA